CGCAUCGGGGACGAGAUGAUGUCGCGAAUCCUCAGUCUCUGCGUAGGCGUUGCCGCCUUCACCCUGCUGCUCGCGGGGGACCGCGCGGGGGCUGCUCCCAACAAACUACCUCCAACAUUCAAACUCUGUCCGAGAAAUGAUCCAAAUACAGUUCCGUGUUUGGAGGAAGCAGUUGAUGGAGCAAUAAAAGAACUUGCAUCAGGUCUGAAGGAUUUCGGCAUUCCUUCUUUGGAACCUUUACAGAUCCCUCAGUUGGGCAUUGGAGACCCAAACUCGGAUGCUCCUGUGAACUUGAAAAUCAAUUUCACUGACAUUCGCAUUUACAACAUAUCGAAUGCGAAAACAUCUAACGUCAAGUUGGACUAUGAUACCUUCAUACUGUCAGGACAUGAACGUGUGAACUUCAUCUAUGCCGAAGGCAACUACGUAAUGGAUGGUCGAAUUCUUCUCAUUCCUGCAAAGGGUGAAGGCAAAGUCUCUUUUACAUUAACCAAUUUGCAAGUCGACCUUGCCAUGAAAGGAGAAAAAUACGCUAAAAAGGAUAAAGAGUUCCUUAAAAUUACGGAAUUUCCUGUGAAUAUCUAUGAACCCGAAAAAAUUUUCUUCAAUUUCGAAAACUUGUUCAAUGGCGACAAGACACUAGGUUCUUCUAUCAAUAAUCUCGUCAACGAGAACUGGAAGGAGAUUUGGCCCCAGCUGCAGGAUCCUCUGCAACAAUUUUUAAGUUACUCAUUCCGAGAAUACGCUCGACGUAUCUUCGAUAAGGUUUCUCUAGACGACGUGUUCCUUGUCAAAGCACCCUGAGACUCCUAGUCAAUGGUAAAAAAACGAGGUUCAACAUGGUACGACGACCUGUUUUCAGUUGUGUAUUUAUUAGCUGUCUAAAUAAUUGAAUAAAAACUAGCUUAUUGAAAAA
Molecule: messenger RNA, 916 nt
Organism: Gryllus bimaculatus (two-spotted cricket)
Lineage: Eukaryota; Metazoa; Arthropoda; Insecta; Orthoptera; Gryllidae
Source: the annotation of a GenBank genome assembly